Psylliodes chrysocephalus is the source of this 1613-nucleotide messenger RNA. The record is from the annotation of a GenBank genome assembly. NCBI's taxonomy places the organism in Eukaryota, Metazoa, Arthropoda, Insecta, Coleoptera, Chrysomelidae.
AGCAUCAUCACCCUCAAAUAAUACCGCAGUUAGUCUUAACUCUAGUGGCAUCGUAGAUAAAACUCUGACCGCGAAAUUUAAAUAUUUUCCUAAAAUGAAGUUUGCUUUGAUUUUUUUGUGCGCGGUGAGUUGGGUGGAAUGUUACAAAAUUUUGGUCGUGUUCUCAGCGGCGUCGCCCAGUCAUUUUAUGCUUUGCAACGCUUUGGGGAGGGGGCUAGCGAAAGCGGGACACGAAGUAACUGUACUUAGUCCCUUCCGAGACAAAAAUCCCCCGAAGAAUUACAGAGAGGUGGUUUUGACUGGAUUUGUGGAAAAUAAAGAAAAAGUUAUGCCACUCAACUUCUUCGAGUUGGAAAACAUGCAUCCAUGGCUAAGCAUUUACAGUAUGAUGUCUGUCAGUAACACCGUUAAUGAAACUUUCGAACACCCAAACUUUAAGAAACUACUAAACGAAAAAUUCGACCUAAUUAUCAUGGAACAAUUUGUGUUUGAAAGCUUAAAAGCUCUGAGCUGUCACUUUAACGUCCCACUGAUAAUGUUCAGUAUUGUCGGAGCCAACCUUUGGUCCAAUAUUGAUACAGCCAAUCCGUCACCGCCAUCUUAUAUACCGGACCUUGGCUUAAGUUAUUCUAGUAAAAUGAAUUUGUGGGAAAGGACCUUCAAUUCGCUGACGGUGCUGAUUAACAUAUUUAAUAACUAUCUGUAUUACUACCCCACUCAGAGGAAAUUCGUACAAAAAUAUUUACCGAAAUGUGCCAAUUAUGAUUUCAAUAACGUAUCUUUUUAUCUAAUGAACUCGCACGAAAGUACAUCAGAACCGGUACCGAUGGUACCCAAUAUGAUCAACAUCGGCGGCUUUCACAUCAAUCCACCCAAAGAAUUACCGAAAGAUCUAAAGGAGUAUCUGGAUAACGCGAAAGAUGGCGUAAUCUACUUCAGCAUGGGUUCCAAUAUCCAGUUUUCUAAAGUUAAACCCGAAAUUAGGGAUACUUUAACAAAGACAUUGGGCAAACUGAAGCAGAAAGUUUUAUGGAAAUGCGACGAGGAUACGUUACAUGGAAAACCAGAUAAUGUUAAACUUGGAAAGUGGUUUCCACAAUCAGAUAUUUUAGCCCAUCCAAAUGUCAAACUAUUCAUCACUCAUGGAGGAUUACUGAGUACCUUCGAAACAAUUUAUCAUGGAGUACCGGUACUCACUUUACCUGUGUUCGGAGAUCAAAAACUAAAUGCGGCCAGAAUGGAAACUCUUGGUUAUGGAAUAAAACUUACGUUUUCAGCUAUUACUGAACCAGAUUUGACAGAAGCUUUAAAUAAACUAUUAAAUGAUCCAAAAUACCGAGAAAAUGCUAAAAUGAGGUCAAAACUUUUCCACGAUCGACCGAUCAAACCCAUGGAUGAAAUGAUAUAUUGGGUUGAGUACAUCGCUAGAUAUAAUGGCGCACCGCAUUUACAGGUUGCUGGUAAACAUUUACCGUGGUACCAAUAUUUACUUCUGGACGUUGUUCUCCUUGUGGUUCUGAUCGUUACUAUUCCAAUCGUUUUACUUUAUAUAAUUUGUAAAAAACUGUGUUGUUCAGGAAAUGAAAAAAAGAAACAGAAAAAGGAAUAAAAGA